AAACUCAAAAUCUCUAAUUCAUGAAACAUCGAAGAUUCUGAUUCUAUGGAGGCAUUGAACGAGCUUUGCGACAUCAUAGAGAAGAAUCCGAAGCAAUUUUUGGAUAAGCUUCCUUGGAUAUGCCAACAAUGUCCACAACCCAAACAGCUUCGUACCGAAUCGCCCAGGGUUUCUCAGAGUCAUCUCAACGCGGUCUUAUCCGUCACUCGAAUCCUCUCCAAGAACCUCGACACAUCCCAAAACGACGCCAAAUUCGUCGUUUUAGAUUUCCUCCAAGCUCUGCAUUCGUCGUUUCGCCGUUCGUUCUGGCCGUAUUCGUACACGUUAGAGUCGCUUUCCGCGUUCUAUUUAAGUUUCUUAGGUUACGUUUCGUGUCUUUCACCUGAAUUUGGUACUAUGGUUGUGGAGCUUGUCAUGAUGAGUUGCUGUGGUGAGACUGAGAGUGACGACAGAGAUCAAUCCAUCUCUAUGGCUUUCUUGGUUGCUGUGUCUCAGCAUUUUCCCACUAUUCAGCAGUCUGAUGGGGAUAAAUUUGUUACAGUGCUGCUCCAUCAGUUUCCUGCAGAUGAGCUGAGUUCUAAAGAUGUGCUUUUGCACAAAGUGGCUUCUUUUGAGGAUGAAUCCAUUGAGUGUUUGGAGAAGCAAGAGAUUGCUUUCAAAUUGGUAACCAAUGUUUUGUGUCAAGUGAAACUUGAUUCUAGACUACACCUUCAUGUUAGAGCCAUUUCUAAGAGGCAGCUCCAAUCAAUGUCUGCGUUUCUCAAGUCAAGAAGGCAGGACUGGAACACACAAGACCCACUUCUGAAAACUAGGGUCAAUGCCAAACUGUUUGUGUAUCAGGCUGCGGCUCAAAUGGAAAUCGAUAGUCUUAUGUCCCUUGAAACAGAUGGAAAGAAAAGAUUGAUCCUGGAAGCUCUUACAUUGCUAAUAGAUACUGCAGAGGCCUGCUUCACAUCCCUGUGGCGGAAUAUGAAAGCCUGCAAAGAUUUGUUCAUCUCUAUGCUUUCUGGGACUGCAAAAAUUGCAGCGGCAGAGGCAGGACAGCCACUUCGUCUUUUCCUUACCCGACUUAAACCACUGAUACUAGCUGUCUGCGCUCAGCCUGAUACUAGGGUGAGCAGUCAGGGGAAUAUGUUUGAGAGCGUAUUUAGAAUAAGUUGUGAGAUAAUUGAAUCUGGUUGGGCUAAGGAUCAAGCUUCAGUGAACGCCUUCAUCGUGGGGUUAGCUUCCAGUAUUCGUGAAAGAUAUGAUUAUGAAGAGCAGGAUGAUAGAGAGAAGCAAGUUCCUGAUGUCCUGCUGAAUGUAAUACAGCUGCUUGCUGAUAUCAGCGUUGCUGUUCAAAAGCCUGAAGUAGCAGACAUAAUUUUCCAAUUUUUGAUUGAAAGCCUAGAGGAGUGUGAUGUUUCAACUCCUCGCUCUUUGCGACUCCAACUUCUCGAAGCUGUAUCUCGGAUAGCAUCUUUAGGAUUUGAGAAGUCCUACCGUCAGGCAGUAGUUCUGAUGACUAGAAGUUACUUGAGCCAAAUAUCGAGGCUUGAAUCCGUGGAAAGCAACACAUCAGCCCCAAAAUCCAGAUCUGAACACAAUGAGACUCUUCCUGCAGGUUUUCUUACAAUUGCUUGUGGUCUUAUGAAGACAAAACUGCGUGCAGACUAUCGGCAUCGGCUGCUUUCCUUAUGCUCAGAUGUAGGCCUUGCUUCUGAGUCCAGUGGAGGGAGCGGUGCAGAACUUUUAGGUCCCCUUCUUCCUGCUGUUGCAGAAAUAUGUUCGGAUUUCGAUCCCACCUCAAAUGUGGAACCAUCACUUAUAAAAUUCUUUCGCAAUUUAUGGUUCUAUAUAGCUCUUUUUGGCUUAGCACCUCCUAUUCUGGACACUCCCCUCCCGGAAGUAAAAACAACCUCCAAUUCAGUGAAUAGUGCAGGACGAAUUAGCACAUUCUCUCUACGAGCUGUACUAGGGCCUUACAUGUGGAAUACUCAGUGGGCUCUUGCUGUUAAGAGGAUUUCUCUGGGCACUCCUCCCCUUGUCUUCAGUUCUGCAAAAUGGCUCGAAGACGAAUUAGAGCUCAAUUUGCUUCAUAAUUCUGAUAACUUGCGAGGAACUGGGAAUAAGAAAGUAGCUUCAACUCAGAGAACUGCUCUUUCAAUUGCCGUGGGUGGUCGAAUUGACGUGUCAACAAUUCUCACCAUCUCAGGUGUGAAGGCCACCUAUCUUCUUGCAGUAGCUCUGUUGGAGGUCAUACGUUUUAUUAGCAACGGGGGUAUCCUUAAUGGUGGCCCAAGUGUGUCUGCUUCUCGGAGUGCCUUCAGUUGCGUCUUUGAAUACCUUAAAUCUCCAAACCUUAACCCUGCUGUUUCCGAGUGUUUGACAGCAAUUAUGCAUAGAGCCUUUGAAGCAGCAGUGUCAUGGCUGGAAGAUCAUAAAUCUCGCACUGGGUAUGAUGCUAGUAUAAUAGAAUCCACGACAGAAGCUCAUGCAUGUUUCCUCAUAAAGAGCAUGUCACAGAGAGAUGAACACAUACGAGAUAUCUCAGUGAACCUGUUGAGUCAGAUCAGGGAAAAGUUUCCCCAGGAUAAGCUGUGUAAGGCAAACACAGUGCCGCGAACACAAACUACAACUAAUGUGAUUUCUCUUCUAGCUGAGAUAAAGAUUGGAACUGGGAAAAAUGAAAUUUGGUCUGGGAUAAGAACAGCAAAUAUCCCAGCUGUGAUGGCUGCAGCAGCUGCAGCGUCAGGGGCAAAUUUAAAAACUUCUGGCGCCUUCAACCUUGAGGUACUCAGUACUAGCGUAGUUAGUGCAACAGUAAAGUGCAACCAUACCGGACAAAUCGCUGGCAUGCUAAGGUUGGAAAACAGUGUUGGUGGAUUUUCAAUCAAUGAAAUGUUGAUUUCCAAUUCUGUGCGUCUCCUUCAACAAUUUGUUAGUACUGCUGAGAAAGGAGGAGAGGCCGACAAGUCACAAUUUCGAGAAACUUGUUCUCAAGCUACUGCACUACUUCUGUUAAAUCUGCAAGCUGAUGAGCCAAAAACAACCAUCAAAGGCUUCUCUCAAUUACUGCGUCUCCUUUGUUGGUGUCCAGUUUAUAUGUUAACUCCAGAUGCUAUGGAAACUGGAGUAUUCAUAUGGACCUGGUUGGUUUCCGCUGCUCCACAACUAGGAUCGCUUGUCCUUGCCGAGCUUGUUGAUGCAUGGAUAUGGACAAUUGAUUCAAAACGAGGACUCUUUGCAUCUGAUGUGCGUUAUUAUGGUCCAGCUGCAAAAUUAAGGCCCCAACUUUGCCCUGGAGAACCAGAAAAUCCACCUGAAAGUGAUCCUGUUGAUCAAAUACUCGCUCACAGAUUAUGGCUUGGAUUUUUGAUAGAUCGUUUUGAGGUUGUUCGACAUAGUAGUGGGGAGCAACUCUUGCUACUUGGUCGGUUGUUACAACGGAGUACGUAUCUUGACUGGUGUUUUACCCGCCACCCGGCAGCAGCUGGUACCUUUUUUUCCUUGAUGCUCCUUGGACUGAGGUUCUCCUCAUGCCAAAGACAAGGAAAUAUGCAGAAUAUUAGACAUGAACUCCAGCUAUCGGAAGAUCGAAUUUACAGGACUUCUUUAGGCUGGUUUGCUCGUCAGCCAGAGUGGUAUGAUGUAAACAUUCCAAAUUUUUGUCAGAGCGAGGCUCUAUCGGUUUCUCGUUUUCUUCAUUUUUUGCAAAGCAAACAAUCAGAUUCCACUGAAUCUAGUUCCAAAGGAAUAGCUUGUGACAAUGGGAACUUAAUUGAUGUGAUCGAUAAGUUUCAUCCUGUCUGGGGUGAAAUGGACAACUCUGCAGUGGGAAAGGAAAAGAGGAAACAACUGCUUCUGAUUUUUUGCCAGCAUGAAUCUGAUAGGCUUGACGUUUGGGCACAACCAAUUAGUCCAAAGGACAGUCCAUAUUCACGGCUGAAAAUUAGCUCUGAGAAAUGGACGGAAUAUGCUAAAAGUGCUUUUUCAGUGGAUCCCCGGAUUGCUAUAUCAUUAGCCUCGAGAUUUCCGGCAAAUAUUGCUCUGAAAUCUGAAGUCAUUCAGCUAGUUCAGGCUCAUAUAGUAGAUCUUCGUACAAUUCCUGAGGCGUUGCCAUAUUUUGUCACUCCUAAAACUGCUGAAGACAACCCAGUCCUGUUGCAGCAGCUGCCACACUGGGCUGCUUGUUCAAUUACACAGGCGCUUGAGUUCCUCACUCCUGCUUAUAAGGGGCAUCCACGUGUCAUGGCGUAUGUCCUGAGAGUUUUAGAGUUCUACCCCCCUGAGAGAGUCACUUUCUUCAUGCCACAACUAGUGCAGUCUCUGCGCUAUGAUGAAGGGAGACUGGUUGAAGGGUAUCUUCUUAGAGCUGCCCAAAGAAGUGACAUAUUUGCUCAUAUUCUCAUUUGGCAUUUACAGGGUGAGUCUGUUCAGGAAAUAGUGAAGGAUGGUGCUUUCUACAAGAAUGCAUCAUUCCAAGCAAUCUUGUCUGAGGUACGACAGCAUAUAGUGGAUGGUUUCACUCCCAAGGCCUUGGACUUGUUCAGAAGAGAGUUUGACUUCUUUGAAAAGGUCACAUCUAUUUCUGGGGCAUUAUUUCCUCUUCCAAAGGAAAAACGAAGAGCUGGAAUCAGGAGGGAAUUGAGAAAAAUCAAAAUGCAGGGAGAAGAGCUUUAUUUGCCAACUGCUCCUAACAAACUCGUCAGGGGUAUUCAGGUAGACAGUGGAAUACCCCUACAAUCAGCUGCCAAAGUCCCUAUCAUGAUAACCUUCAACGUUGUUGAUCGUGAUGGUGACCAUAAUGAUGUGAAACCACAAGCUUGUAUUUUCAAGGUUGGAGAUGAUUGUCGUCAAGAUGUUCUUGCCCUUCAAGUGAUAUCUCUUCUUAGAGACAUAUUUCAAGCUGCUGGUCUUAAUCUUUAUCUUUUUCCAUAUGGAGUACUCCCUACUGGUGCAGAGAGGGGUAUAAUUGAGGUUGUGCCUAAUACACGAAGCAGAAGUCAAAUGGGUGAAACAACCGACGGGGGUUUGUAUGAGGUUUUUCAACAAAACUAUGGACCCGUUGGAUCGACCACCUUUGAAACAGCACGAGAGAACUUCCUCAUAAGCAGUGCCGGUUAUGCUGUUGCUAGUCUUUUACUCCAGCCCAAAGAUAGACACAACGGAAAUCUUCUUUUUGACGACGUGGGAAGACUUGUCCACAUCGACUUUGGUUUCAUUUUGGAAACUUCACCUGGUGGAAACAUGCGGUUCGAGAGUGCUCAUUUCAAACUGAGCCACGAAAUGACUCAGUUGCUAGAUCCAUCGGGUGUAAUGAAAAGCAAAACAUGGCACCAGUUUGUGAGCUUGUGCGUCAAGGGAUACUUAGCUGCUCGGCGGCACAUGGACGGAAUCAUCAGCACGGUGCAAAUGAUGUUACACAGUGGAUUGCCUUGCUUUAGCAUAGGAGACCCGAUUGGUAAUCUUAGGAAAAGAUUUCACCCGGAAAUGAGCGAACGUGAAGCUGCACAGUUCAUGAUUCAUGUAUGCUCCGAUGCAUACAACAAGUGGAGUACUGCUGGAUACGACUUGAUUCAGUAUUUGCAACAAGGAGUCGAGAAGUAAACGAAUUUUUUUUGUUACCGAAAACCAAAGUAGGCUAAA
This is a messenger RNA of Camelina sativa (false flax), 5628 nucleotides long. The record is from RefSeq and is a predicted model, not a curated record. Lineage: Eukaryota; Viridiplantae; Streptophyta; Magnoliopsida; Brassicales; Brassicaceae.